This is a messenger RNA of Amoebophrya sp. A120, 3997 nucleotides long. The record is from the annotation of a GenBank genome assembly. Lineage: Eukaryota; Dinophyceae; Syndiniales; Amoebophryaceae.
GCUCAACACCGCUGCAUAGAAGCAUCGAUUUUUUUUUUUGCACAAUACGAACAUGAUGCAGUAUCUGCACAUGCGGUGAGUUUCUCGAAGGAAUGUGCUGGGUAAGCAUUUCAUUAGCAUAACAUCAAAGCGAAAGCUCGCACGGAAAAGAAGAUGACCGUAAUGCACUGCACGCGCGGGAUGAUCAUAACCUUAUAACAUUUACCGUUCGAAGAACGAUUUUUUGAGAAUGAAACUGCACAGAUUACAUGAGUCGGAAAACGGAUGAAACCCGGUGCAUAUUGACUAUCAGAAUGUUCUCCGGAAAACUACCUACUUGCAAAGAUGUCCGCGAUUUUUGUCGCACAAAAAUUUUGAAGCCACUUGUCGUUCGCGAGGCAAAAAAAUGUUGCGUCAGUUGCUUCCGGCAAAAAGCUAAUUAUUUUUUUCCAAAUGUAGUUAUCUAUGUGCUACGUACCUCAAGAAAGCGCAGUUGUUCAAGCGCUCCCCGAGCGCGGCACUUCCGUCUCUAUAGUGCAGAAAAGUUUCACGUGACUUCUACAACAUGUAACGGCUGGCAUCUUCAAGCCGAAGUCGCUUGAGGAUAUUAAACCAAUACUCAUUUUUGUUUUUACUGCUUGAUGCAGUUGUAAGAGUUUGCUACUGCAAGGAGAAAAGGUAGAAAAAAACCCUCUCUUCUCGCAACCAUGGCGUCCACAGCGCUGGGCAAAUUGGACGAGACAAACUGCUGUUUCCUGACCGGCAGCAGUAAUCCCUAUCAAAUGCAAAAAUGUCUAGGUCUGGAAGAUUAGAACUUGUCAUGCUAAAUCUGAAUGAUGCAAAAAUCUGUGUUGCGUCCGCUUUUGACCAACUUGGGAGGGAGUUUCUCAUGCAGGAUAGGCAUGAUAAAGCUCUCGCAGAAUCUGUCAUGCUAUGUCCUUCAUACUAGACCUCAUGGGUCAUGGAAAACCCGCAUGACAAACCUGGCAGUCUUCCAGACCCGGACAUUUUUGCAUUUGAUAAUCCCGGGCUGUCCGCAAAAAUUUUGGAAAAACUCGGCGUACCGAGCAAAGACACCUUGCAGGUCAAGCGUUUCGCCGAUGGAGAGGUAUUAUGUAUAAAGGGAAGGGAAGGAACAGUAGUGUUGCGCGGCAUGGCAGAUCAUUAGCUGGAAGCGAAAUUGGAAGUCGCAUGGACCCAAAAUCAAUGCAACAACUCAGGUCUACAUCAAAAUCCUGGAUACCGUGCGAGGGAAGGAUGUGUACGUCAUCCAACCAACUUCACCCCCAGUGAACGACAACCUUAUGGAACUGUUGCUUGUCGUAUCCACCGCGAGAAGAGCAUCGGCAAAAAGGAUUACCGCAAUAAUCCCCUACUACGGGUAAAAAUGCUGCGAAGUUUGGUCUUUUCCGAAUUUUGCAUGUGAGUGUGCGAAAAAAUGCGAAAAUUUCACAUUGAAUUUUUUAUCUCUGGGCGACAUUUAAGCAAAUCAUCUUCGAGAUGAAAUGUCUACUUCACAGCUACGCCAGACAAGACCGGAAAGUGGACAGCCGUACCCCGAUAUCCGCAGCGGACGUUGCAUAUCAAAUGCAAAAAUGUCUGGGUCUGGAAGAUUCUGAGACUUGUCAUGCACGUUUUGCAUGAGUCAUGAUGUCCGUGAUGCAUGCGCUAGCAUCACAGAUUUUUUGAGGUCUUCUUGAUGCCUAUUCCGCAUGACAAAUGCCCUCUCCGCGAAGUAAAAAAUGCGUUCCCUUUGCUGCUCAUGCAAUACAGAUUUUUUUGGAAUCCAAACGCAGCAUCACAAGUUGCAACCUUCCAGACCCAGACAUUUUUGCAUUUGAUAUUGCAAAAAUGAUCGAGAGCAUGGGCGUCGACAGAGUCGUGUCCGUCGAUUUGCAUUGCGGGCAGAUACAAGUAUAUUACUAUUGUUGCAAUUCUCUUUGUGCAAGAGAACGUCAAGUGCCAUGCGUCCACCCUCCUUGUGUUGACAUUUGCAUGCGCAAAGACUGUUUUUAACUCGAACUUGUCACAACACAGGGUUUCUUCUCCCCGACGGUCCCGAUGGACAACCUGGAAUCGCACAUCGUCGCGCUCGACUGGAUCCUCGCCAAUAUCCAGUUUAGUCAGAAGGUGAACGUGGUCUCUCCUGACGCGGGUGGCGUGUACCGUGCCAAGAAGUUCCAGGAUGCGAUGAUGAAGCGCGGCAUUCAGAACCCAGGCCUAGCCAUGCUGAUCAAGCACCGGUCAAGGCCGAACCAAAUCGAGCGCAUGGACUUGGUUGGGUCGGUGGAAGGCUGCGAUUGCUUGAUUGUCGACGACAUCGUGGACACGGCGGGGACGCUGUGUGAGGCGGCGAAGCAGCUCAGUAUAAUUUGAGAGUUUGCCGCGUUUCUGAUUCUGUAUCAGGAUUCUCUCCCAGACCUGCCUUGCGCACUUAAGUGCUUCGCGCCUUUAGGUGCUGCGCGCCCUUAAAUGCUUCGGAGCCUUAAGUGCUUCGCGCCCUUAAGUGCUUCGCGCCCUUCACCUGAAGUCCUUCGAAGCGAUAGGUGCUUCGCUUAAGUGCUUCGCCUGAAUCGUUCCCUUAAAUGCUUCGCUGAAGUGCUUCGGUUAAGCAGAGCGUCGCUUAGGUAGUGCGUUCCUUACGUGGCUUUGCUUCGCUAAAGUAGUGCGUUUUGAGUGGUGCGUCGCUUAGGUAGUGCCUCGCUAGCUUAAGUAGUGCCUCGCUUAGGUAGUGCUUCGCUAAAGCAGUCCGUUUUAAGUAGUGCGUCGCUUAGGUGGUGCCUCGCUUAAGUAGUGCUUCGCUUAGGUAGUGCUUCACUAAAGCAGUGCGCAGUGCCUCGCUUAGGUAGUGCUUCGCUUAAGUAGUGCCUUGCUUAAGUAGUGCGCUACUUAAGUAGUGCCGCGCUUUGCUAGUGCCUCGCGUAGGUAGUUCCCCUCCUACGUGGUGCCUCGCUCAAGUAGUGUUUCGUUGAAGUUGUGCGCCCCGCCUAAGUAGUGCGCUCCGCUUAAGUAGUGCGCCCCGGUUAAGUAGUGCGCCCCGCCUACGCAGUUUCGCCUAUUUGUUUCGCUUAUGCGUUUCGCUUAUGCGUUUCGCUUAUGCGUUUCGCUUAUGCGCUUCGCUUAUGCGUUUCGCUGAUGUUUUGCGCUGGCUUAAGCGCUACUUCGCUCGCUUGAGUGCCGCUCAGACCCAAAUGCUUCAAGAUCUACUGCAAGAAUGAAUCUAACUCUUCAGGACUCAACGGCGCGACCCGAGUAUUUGCUUUCAUCACACACGGACUCUUUUCCGGCCCGGCCGUGCAGAGGAUACAGGAGUCGCAGUUGGAAAGCGUGGUAGUAACGAACUCCAUCGUCGGCCUCAAUCACGAAAGCGUCACGGCGUGCCCGAAAAUCAAAUUGUAUUUCCGGUUUGUCGUGAUAUUUUGAUGCUGGUUUGCAUGGUGUGAUGCACCUGGUUGAGAUAAGACGUUGCCUGACCUCUAAUGCUUACCUACACAUUUGGAAAACAAAAAUCAGCGUCUGCAUUGGGGGGCUGCUCGCGAACGCGAUUCACUCGAUACAGUACAAAAAGUCCAUUUCCGCACUGUACAAGCUGAAGCCCCCGGCGGCGCCGGAAGCCAGCCCCCUGCCGCCGCCCGUGAAGGCCGGAAGCCCCAUGCAGGUGGAAGAAAGCGCGAUCGGAUCGUGAGGAACCCCCCGUGACGCCCCGACCGGCAAACAAUUUUGUGCAAAUAAAGUACACUAGCGCAGUACCACAAAGAUUUGUUCCCAAGUAAGUACACUAAAGUUUGGCUAGAUAUUGGAAAAUAAAACUGAAAGUCGUUUUUAGUUGACCCACAUCUAAUGAUUUUUGACACUCAUGACAACUUGUCGUGGACGAGGAAGAGUGCGACCUGAACUAUGGUCGCCUUUUGUGGCAGUUCGGAUAAGAAAGUUCGCAUUUUUCGAUUGCCGAGCAAAGGAAGGAAUGAUAAACUUUUCGAGCUCAGAAACUUGUGAGAAAACAAGACGUGCGAAAAAA